GUUGGCUUUCUAUUGACGAAGCAGAGCGGAAUAUGAUGUAGUCGAUGUUAAAAAGCGAUUGGCCUCGAUCAGGUUCAGGCCAGAAGUCACAAGCUGUGAACUACAGGGUCACCAUAGUACUGCACCCCCUGGCGUGAAAGAAAUCUAGAUCUCUCCAGAAGAGAGUCGGUUUUGCUGAGCGUACGACGUGCUGUGACAGAUACGACGCCCCGAGCAUAAACUUACAUUUUCCAUUUACUUUUUCUCAUUUGAAUUUACUUUGACGCACACGCAGAAAGACCAAUAUAUAUCGUGCAAAUUUUACUCAAUUUUGUCGCGUUCGCGGUCACAAACACAACGUUUGGCCGACUAAGUCACAACCUCAGAUAGACGAAGAAGUAGGCGAAGGUAACCCUUUCUAGUACGCUCUCAACAACUAGUAUGUUGGCCGCCCGCGGACAAGUGCGAAACCUGGUGCAGCGCGCUUCGGCGCAGGCGCAGGCAAAUCGGGGCUUCGCCACGAAGGCCGCGGUGGCAGGUGCUGCCGGCGGGAUCGGGCAAAGUUUGUCCCUGUUGAUGAAACUGGACCCGAAUAUCGAUCAAUUGGCGCUGCUGGACGUCGCUCCGGUCGUCCCGGGCGUUGCUACCGAUAUUUCCCACAUCAACUCGCACUGCCAAGUUGCAGGCGGCUUCACCGAUAAUGGUAAGUUUAAGGAGUUCCUGUUUCAUCUUCAAUUCUACCCCCAUCUUUCUUUGUCUUAAUUUCUGCAGCUUGCUGCUGCUUGUUUUUGUUUUACGAAGAUGCAUUGCUGCAUGAUUCAUGCCUAAGUGAUCUUGAUGGCGACGCGCCUGAUGCAUCCUCGGGAUGUAGAAGUUCUGCAAAACGAUAAAUGAAAUCGAAAAUUUUUCUUAGACGCCGCGCUGAAGGAUUGCAAGAUCGUCGUGGUUCCGGCCGGCGUGCCACGCAAGCCGGGUAUGACGCGGGACGACUUGUUCAAUAUCAACGCCUCCAUCAACGCCGGGCUGGCUGCCUCCUGCGCCAAAAACUGCCCCGACGCCAUGAUGCUCAUUAUCAGCAACCCGGUCAACUCUAUGGUGCCCAUUUGGGCAGAAGUGUUGAAGAAGCACGGGUACUACAGUACUAGCGACGAUUCCUUUUCAUAGACGAGACGUUGAUCCAGGCAGUGGUUUGAAUCUUGAUGUCAUCUUUUUGCGCUACAAAGAGAAACGACUUGCAAAAUAUGAUUCAUCAUUCCGACAUUCUCUUUUUCAGACGAGGAAUUUUCUUUACCAGUACCACCAGUCACAUGCCAGAAAACUACACCAGUUGGUCAUGCCAAAAAACUACACGACCAGGUGCUACGACCCGAAGCGGUUAAUGGGUGUGACAACCCUGGACGUGACCCGGGCCAACACUUUUAUGGCGGAAAAGCUCGGCACAGACGUGAAAUCCAUGAAAGUUGAUGUUAUCGGCGGGCACGCGGGGACGACCAUUCUGCCGCUCCUGAGUCAGGUACGUGCUAGUUUAUCGCAUCUUCAUCACGCGGUUCCCAGAGCGUGGUCACCAGUUCGCAUACAACUUGUUCGCGAGCGUGGUGGUCACGCGGCCUAUUAAAUGUAUGACCGGGCAGCAGCAGGCUCGCGAGCCUGUGAGUCGAGGCUGAGGCUGGGCGGUUGGUAUUUUAUACCGACCAGACCCAGUAUCUAUCCCGGUAGCCAGGACCUAGAUAAGAUGAGGAUCUGCGUCAGGCCCUCGGGUUUGACGUUUUUCCUUUUUCUUCCUUGGUCCCAGGGAGUAACGCCCCUGCCUUUGGUAGUUGUCUGUCUAGCUGUGUACAGCUGUUUGGAAGGGAAGAGUUGCCAUUCGCCCUCGACCCGCGUCUGUCUGUCUAUCUGUGGGGGAAGAGGUGUUAUUCGCCCUCUGCCUGUUGGUCUGUUUUUCGGGGAGAGGAGCCAUUCGCCCUCGACCCGUGGUUGCAGAGUGUGGAGGCUGCCAUUCGCGCCUCCACUGCUUUUUGCAGCUGAUCCCGGAUCCUUUUGGCUCGCGCGAGGUCGGCUCUGUGGCACUGGCGGUUUGAACCCGUUAAACCUAAGAGAGGCGGAGCGAGGGACUUAGGGGCCCGGUUUGGUUUGUGGUUUUGGUUUUUCGCUUUGGCCUGUCUCCGCAGAUUGUUGAAACCUUUGCCAGAAUUUGGGAGCGCGAUGCUCCGACUUUGGUCCUUGGCGGAGAUUACGAGGGGACUACUGGCCCGAUUGAAGACACCCCGGCGGCGUACGCCGGCCGGGUUUGGGAUUGGCUGCAGGGUGUUGCCUUUGCUCGUCUCGAAACCGUUGCGGCCAGCAAGCAGCCGGAGGACAUCGAUGGGAACGCCCGGAAGCGCCCCCGCGGAGAGGGCGGCGGGCCCUGUGCUGUGUUCCUGCAGCACGGCAAUUGCGGGCGCCGUGGUUGUAUGUAUUCCCACAAGCCCCCCGAGUCCCUCGAGGAGAUGCGGGAUUUUGUCCGCCGGUUUUCCUGGCGUUUUGAUCCGGUUCGGGCUUGGGAAGUUCACGAGGCCAAGAAGAACAGCUGCGGGGCAAGUAGUUCGACGGCGCCGCCCUAGUUUGUUCCGGAUGGUGACCCGCGGGGACCCGCCGGGGUCCGUUCUUGUUGUUUUCUCUCUGUUUUUCACCUCUCGGUGGACAUUUGUCGUCCAUGAGGUGCUGUGCUAUGUAGCUACUACUCUACUCUCUGGGUUGCUCAUGAUAGAUCGUAUCUAGCUCUAGAUAGGUUCUCGCAUAUGGAUUGUUUUUCCGCCUUCUGCGGAAGGCUUGUCGGAAGGAUGUUGUCUCUGCUACUCUGGUGUUCGCUGGAUUCUUCCUUUCGGUCCGGGUUUGCUUCAUUCUUCUUCCCGUUGGGGUCUCUUCUACGUCCGCCGUCGUCACGUCCGCGUACUCCUCUAUGGGGCACGGUUUUGUCCCCAAAUUCAUCUACUCGGACCAGUUCGCAUACAACUUGUUCGCGAGCGUGGUGGUCACGCGGCCUAUUAAAUAAAGCCUAAAUAAAAGUAAAAUUGGUCCGUACUAUGUAUACUGGAUUCCAGUCUGACCUUUAGUUAUCAAAUUCAAAUCUCAUUUUCCAAUCUAGGUUCCGGGCACCAGCAGCCUGUCCCAGGCGGACUUGGACGCGUUGACAUACCGCAUCCAAUUCGGUGGGGACGAGGUCGUGAAGGCGAAGGACGGCGCGGGGUCAGCCACCCUGUCCAUGGCCUACGCCGGUGCGGAGUUCGCCGCCUACGUCGCCCGGGCCCUCAAGGGCGAGACCGGGCUGAAGGCCUGCACCUACGUGGAAAACAACCUCACCGACGCCGCGUAUUUCAGCACCCCGGUCACCCUGGGCCAGGGCGGGGUCGAGGAGGUCCACGGCUUCGGCGAGCUGUCGGCCAUGGAAAAAGCCAACUUCGACGCCAUGCUGCCCGACCUCAAGGGCCAAAUCGCCAAGGGCGUCGAGUUCGUCAAGAACAUGAAAUAGAGGGGUGGCGAAGAGGCUGUUUGGGCGGGUCCCAUGUAGAAUCGCCGGUCAAGUAGACAACAUCGUUUCGACGUGAUGCGAGAUCGCAAAACCAAGAGUUGUGUUUUCAAAGUACUACUUGUAGAACAUCAGGACUGCUUUGCGACGCUCUGUCUGACUUUAGACUCACCAUUUCUUCGACUUCGUUUAAAAAGAAUCCAUCUAUAUAUCGCAGGCCUAGCCGUUCUAGUUGCGAUUUGCAUUUUACUUUGCUGAUUCGAAUAUUUUUCUCGUGGCUUUGCCCUGUUGUAAGGAAAGGGGAUAGGUCAAUGUUUCAGAUUGGUUCUCGCAAACACCAUACGUAUCAAUCUACUUGAGGAUGUAACUACCACCUUGCACAGAUGGAGUUCCAUCGAUGCAAUAGGCAUAGCGAUGUAAGAACUACUUAUGCGCGAUCGAAUACUUUUUCAAUUGGGUGCGAUACUUAAAUUCUUGGAAUGUCCCCAUAAUGGGGCGGCGCGACAUAUUUCAUUUGGGACGAAAACUGAAUUGUUUGAUAUUUUCGCAGCAAACAUGCGACGAAGAACAGGGUUGAGCAAACACAUAAAUGAACCAGAAGAAUCUACUCAGCUGUUGGAGUUCCUCGAGUCGAGCGAAGGUCUAUGUUGUGCAGUGUGAGUGAGGUCUGUAGUUGAGGACAUUCUACACGAAUGCUGCGGCUGCCAGCCAGGAGGUUGAGUUGUAAGCUAAGUGGGAAAACCUCAAUUGUAUUCUUAGAUGAGUUAGCGCGACGGCUGUGCCUGUAGUUUGUGUUUACUAGUUCGCUUUUCCAUGAUGCAAGGUAACUAGUCAAAUGCUCAGCUGCGCCAGCAGUAUGACCGAUCGCGCUCCCCUGCAAGAUGUUCGCCGAAAGCCGGAGGCUACGAGAACAUUUGCGCGAUGAAGCUCUGGGCUCAUCCGCUUGCGUUGUCGACAGAGUGGAACUCGCGCGCAUUUUUCGGUCGCAGGCGACGAGCGGGG
Amoebophrya sp. A120 is the source of this 4486-nucleotide messenger RNA. The record is from the annotation of a GenBank genome assembly. Lineage: Eukaryota; Dinophyceae; Syndiniales; Amoebophryaceae.